This is a messenger RNA of Entelurus aequoreus (snake pipefish), 748 nucleotides long. Its product is annotated as cytochrome c oxidase subunit 8A, mitochondrial-like. The transcript has 3 exons. Gene Ontology annotation, biological process: mitochondrial electron transport, cytochrome c to oxygen. The record is from RefSeq and is a predicted model, not a curated record. Gene Ontology annotation, cellular component: mitochondrion. Bases 136 to 384 code for a protein of 82 amino acids. Lineage: Eukaryota; Metazoa; Chordata; Actinopteri; Syngnathiformes; Syngnathidae.
CCCUCACUCGCCAGAGGACACGUCCACCAGAGGUCGCCGUUCUUCUUCGUUGGCCGCAGGCAGAAUGCAGCUAAAAGCCCCGCCUCACUCGCUCCUUGUGUGUUGGUGCAGCUGGAAGCAAACACAACAUCAUUUAUGAUGAUGGCCAGCAGAAUCUUGAAGAAGGUCAAUGGCGUCUUUAAGGGUUUUUUUUGUCGUCCUCAAAAUCCCCUGAAGGAGAGCACAUCCAUGAUCUACAGCAAACCUCCCAGAAAUCAGAUCGGAGCCUUGCAAAGUUUUUUGGUGAUGUCUGUGUUUGCGGUGGCCAUGUUGGCCCCGGCGGCCUGGAUUCUCCACCAUCUGCCAGAGUAUCGCCAGAGGUCUCGCCAGACACCCAGAACCUGAACCUGUGUGCCCUUCUUUCUUUCCGCCCAUCAAAACAUCAAGACUAUUCCUACUUUAUUCAAAUAAAUGCAAAACCAACAAUUCUUACAUUUGAUUGUUGAACUUAUUUUCACAUCAAUUCAAGACAUUUUCCUCUUUCUGUCUGACUUCAUCAACAAAUAGCAGCUAUCAAAUAAUUUGCAUAAGAAGGGUCAAUUUGUUGCCCUUUUGUUGUCGAUUUGUUGUUCACUUGUUGUCCAUUUCUUGUCCAUUCGUUGUUAUAUUGUUGUUAAUUUGCUGUCAAUUUGUUGUCAAUUUGUUGUUCAUUUGUUCAUUUGUUCAUUAAUCUGUUGCUAAGUAGGUGAAGCAAAAGACUGCAGUAGAA